Molecule: messenger RNA, 609 nt
Organism: Peronospora matthiolae
Lineage: Eukaryota; Oomycota; Peronosporomycetes; Peronosporales; Peronosporaceae
Source: the annotation of a GenBank genome assembly
AUGUACGGUGGGUCGCAGAAGGCUGGGCGAAUCUACUUGAAGCGCCAGCUGUUCAGCAUGGAGAUGAAGGAAGGCGGCAAUGUGUUGAGCAGCGCUGCAAUCGCGAGACGUCGUGAUGUGCUCACAAAUGAGCACAUCAAGAGACAAGGUGACGAGACGAUAUCGGUGGAGACUGGAGACGCGGAGAAGGCGUUCAGUGCUGAGCGUGAACCUCGCCAGUGUACGUACUGCGGCAAAUUGGGGCACACGGCGGAGCGGUACUGGACCAAGAACAAGGACGAAAAUAUAGGAGGAAAUCUACGCGCCGGCAACAAUGCUCGUGGACGCGGAGCCAACAACGUUCAGUGGCGAUUCCACAGCAACUACGACGACAACUACGAUCGAGUUGCGUUCGCGGUUUCGCUGGAGGCUGGAUUUUCAACGGGCAAGAAUAUGCCAAGGAUGUGGGCGGUCGACAGCGGUGCGACGCAUCACAUCUGCAACGACAAGGCCAAGUUCACAAGCCUGAAUGAGCGAGAAGAAGGCAAACUAUCGGUGGCUGAUGGCAGCAAAGGCUGCGAUCAAGGGUGUGGGAACCAUCAUGGAACGGGAGGUUCUGCCCAGGAGUGA